Penicillium antarcticum is the source of this 3420-nucleotide messenger RNA. RefSeq lists its product as uncharacterized. Gene Ontology annotation, biological process: negative regulation of RNA catabolic process; regulatory ncRNA-mediated post-transcriptional gene silencing. Gene Ontology annotation, cellular component: catalytic step 2 spliceosome. The coding region runs from base 1 to 3420 and encodes 1139 amino acids. The record is from RefSeq and is a predicted model, not a curated record. The transcript has 3 exons. Lineage: Eukaryota; Fungi; Ascomycota; Eurotiomycetes; Eurotiales; Aspergillaceae.
AUGAGCUCGCAGGACAAUGUCCCGCGUUUCUCCAGCUUCCGACCUCUCCCACCUCCUCCUCCGGACGCCCCCACCGGUAAGGACCACCGCCGUCGCCAUCGACGGCGGGCAGAUCACACUGGGUCUCCGCGGCCUCAAACCAGCCGCCGAGAUGAUCGCCAUUCGCAGCCGGUAAAGGACGCUGGAGUCGAAAAAGCCGAUGAAAACCCUGACUGGGUUGUCGACACGAGAGGCGAUCGACAAAAUCUCAUCUACGGCACGACACAUCGUUAUGACGUCCCAAACUAUCGUCGCGUUGGUAGCGGGCUCGUGAUGGGUGCUCCUGGCAAGCGCAUCGAAAUCGCGACCCGAGACAGUAAUAACUUGGUCCUACGCGCCGAUUCUGGUGUGCCCGCUCCCAAACUCCUCUCCUCCGCCAAGCUGCCACCAUUGUCUCCGGCUCUCACUUUUUGCGCGCGCCCCGACACAGCAUCUGGCAUCAAAAACCAAAGUGACUUCAUCCCACUCGAACUCUCACCUCGGCAAUUAUCUGCAGGUGAGAUUGAUGUCACUGAUGAGAGUCGGUCUUACCGCUCCAUCCUUGGUCCCAGCCAGUCUGAAGAUGCAUCCACUGAGGACAACAAUGGCGAUAAGCUCAUGCGAGCUGCGUUCGAGGAUGAAAUUUUGGGCCGCAACGCCGAGUUAAGUCGCCAAACGGAGCGAGAGCCGGAGAAUGUUACUGCAUGGCUUCAUCUUGCUGAACACCAAGAGCGCGUUAUUCUUCCGGUGAGACACAACGACCGCUCCUUCAACUAUGCCGAAACAAAGCUGGUAGCGGAGGCUAAACUCUCCAUUUAUGAACGGGCCUUGAAGGUGAAUGGUGAGAACUCUCGGCGUGAUCACCUUCUGCUUGCUCGCAUGGAAGAAGGCACGAAGGUUUGGGACUCCAACAAGCUUUCCAAAGAGUGGGAAGCAACUCUAUGCUAUAACUCCGAGUUUAUUAGCCUAUGGGUCAAAUAUCUGGACUUCUGUCAGACGGACUUCGAAAAUUUCGACUUCGAUCAUUGCUUCACCUCUUACGUGUACUGUCUGAAACUCCAUUCGAACGUCGGUUCCGGUCUGCAUAACAACCACAUUCGGACAUACAUACUCCUUCGCCUUACGCUGUUCCUUCGAGAAGCAGGCUUCAUGGAACUAGCCGUCGGUUUAUGGCAAGCGGUGCUUGAGUUUACGUGCUUCCGACCCUCUCAUCUUUCUGACAAAGCAAAAGCUUCAGAGGAGUUCCAGGCGUUCUGGGAAUCCGAUCUUCCACGUAUUGGAGAGCCAAAUGCCAAGGGUUGGAGAAACGGGAAUUCCCCUGUCACCGUUCCUGACGACUCGAUUUACGAAUACGAAGCUACGCUGCCAAACUUGUUUUCAACCUGGGCAUCUGCAGAGAGGAAAUAUGUCAUGAAGAGUCGCAUACCUACACGCAGCCUCAAUUCAUCCAAAGAGGAUGAAGCAUUCCGAGUAGUCCUUGCCGAAGACUGCAAGCAGAUACUCCCGUACUUCUGGGAUUUCCAAGAGAAUAUGGAUGACAUUAUUGAUGGAUUCUUAUAUUUCUGUCAUUUGCCUCAUCUGACUGUACCUGAAAAUAUGCUAACGACGCGACUGUGGAGCGGCGACAAUUUCCUUCGAAAUGAAUUCAUGGAUGAUCCUCGAAGUACACUUGAUGAUUGGAUCAUUCCCCAGCAAAAUGUUGAAACGGCAGCAAUCAUGCCCUUCGAAUUCCCACAUCACAAUUUUGUUCACACUACAGAGACGCUCUUUGCCGAUCCGAAAUUGUGGUUUUCAGCACUGGAGAAAUGGGGCGCGACCACUUCUAGCGACACCUCAGUGAUUGAUCCUGGAUUUGCACGAUCGGUUCUCCAUAUUCUAGUUCACGAGUUUCCGGAUGACGAUCAAUUGGCCGAAUAUGCCAUUGCUGUGGAUUUCGCGUGUGACAAAAACCUGGGCAAAAAAUACGGCAAGCAACUGUUGAAACAGCGAGCGUCGAAAUUGAGACUGUAUAAUGCUGUCGCACUGAUGCACUGGCGUACAGGUCAUCGUGAUGUUGCUCAUAAUAUCUGGUCAACUGCUUUGUCGAUGAGCCAGACUUUCGAGGUGGAUGAACGCAUAGACGCUAUUCUUCUGUGGAACUCCUGGAUAUGGGAGAUGCUGCAUGAUCGGGACAUGUUCCGUGUUGCGUAUCUGUUGCAAGCUAUACCUUGGCAAAAGGUGCACAUGCUGUCAUACGACACCGCCGAUGAAAGGGAACUUAAUGCGACCAAGUUCCUCCGAAUCCAGCAGUUCUUGCUGGUCGGCCAACAAAAUUCCCUUGCAUACAGAAAGCAUCAAGUAUUUGCAGCUUACACUGAUUGUCUCGCUAUCCUCCAUUUCGCGGUAGGCCACCCACUGAAACAAGUUCUUGGAGUCUAUGAGGAAGCAGGUUCGCAAUCUAUGAAUCUGCCCCAAAGCGAAGAAACCAGCAAGGUCUUUGCCGCAGAGUUACUUCACCAAGCUCGCACGAGAAUCAUUUACUACUAUGUGGAGAAUCGAACUGGGCAAUUCAAACCCGCUGAGGUCCGCGAGAGACUUCUCAACAGCCUUCAGCUCUGGCCCCAAAACACCAUGUUCUUGUCGCUGUUCAAAUGGAACGACGCUCGCUUGCGUCUCAUGGACCGUACUCGCGACAUUCUCGAUAUUGCCAGUCUAGCGGAGGGCAGCGCCUCCCAGGAGAGCAAUGGAUCUAUUCAUGUUCAUCGUGUCCCAAUCACAACUCAUCUGUUGAGUAUUUAUACCGAGCUCGGUCGCCCUCUCGUUUUCGGCUCAACUGCCCAUUCUAUCCGUGCGGCCUUUGAAAGAGCAAUUGGUGACCGUUCCAUCCCAAUGGGCAAAACACCUCUGAAACGGGGCCUUUACGACCUCUCCAGCUCCAGUCGCGCUCAAAACAACAUUACUGUCUGGAAGCUUUACAUAUUCUUCGAACUUUUCACCGAGCACAACAUUCCUCGCGCUCGGGAAAUCUUCCUGCGCGCCUUCCGCGCGUGUCCCUGGUCCAAGGAGCUUUUUAUGAUUGCAUUCGAGCACAUGCGUGCUGAUAUUACCAGCCAACUUCCCCGGUGUCGGAUCAAUAAAAAGAACGAGCCCAACCCUCCAGGAUUUGGCUUUGCCGAGCUUAAGGCCCUUUACUCCGAUGCUCAGCUGCGAGGAAUCAGAAUUCAUCACAAUAUCAGCGGCUACUUCUACCGCAAGGGCAAAGAAGACAGGAAUGGCCAGGAUGACCAAUUUUCCGAUACCUCCGAUGAUGAAGACGACCAGCCACCUAAGAAGAUCCACCGACGCAUGAGUCACUGUGGGGAUUUCUACCAUCUUCCUACUGUUAUCGAAGAGGAAUCUGCUAUGAUGGAGGAGAAUUCUUGA